AUGUGCUUCCCGCGGUUUCUGGCAACAAGCAACUUUUAGAGGUUAUACGUUGUAAGAAUUUGUAAAUUGUAAUACGGUCGCGGUGCUUUGUCUUUGAAAUUAUCUGUUCUGUCUUGGUAUUUUUGCUCUUUGUGCACGUAAAAAGAAGAAUGGAGGGGUUUGACAAUGCUGGAAUCUUCUUCAGCGAUAAUUUCGCCCCCGAAGAUAACCAGAACGAUGUUCAAACUAAUCUACAGGGUAUCAAAAAGAAAUUUAAAAGCUUUCUCAGAGAAUUUCAUACUGACAAUUUUAAUUACACAUACAGAGAUACAUUGAAACGCAAUUACAACAUGCAAAAUUACUAUUUGGAGGUGAAUUUGGAAGACUUGGGUAGCUUUAACGAAACAUUGGCCGAUAAAAUACUUAAACAACCAACCGAACAUCUUCCCAUCUUCGAAGAGGCCGCAAAAGAGGUUGCAGACGAGUUGACAAGUCCAAGACCGGAGGGCGAAGAGAAUGUGGAGGAGAUACAAAUAAUGCUCACGUCUGAUGCAAAUCCGUCUAAUUUAAGAGCGCUUAAAUCUGACGUUGUAUCACAUUUGGUAAAAAUACCGGGAAUUAUAGUUACUACUUCAGGCGUUAAGGCGAAAGCUACAAAAAUUACGAUACAGUGUCGUUCUUGUCAAAAUAUUGUACCAAAUUUGCUUAUUAAGCCUGGAUUAGAAGGAUAUUUAAUGCCGCGCAAGUGCCAUACUGAACAAGCGGGGAGAGCGCAAUGCCCAUUGGAUCCGUACUUUAUUAUACCUGACAAAUGCAACUGUGUUGAUUUUCAAAUACUUAAAUUACAAGAGUUACCUGAUGAGAUACCGCAAGGGGAGAUUCCUCGACAUUUGACCCUUUAUGCUGAUCGCUAUUUAUGUGACAAAGUCGUCCCAGGCAAUCGUGUCCAUAUCCUAGGGGUGUAUUCGAUUAAAAAAGUUAAACAGUUUUCAAAGAAAGGUCGCGAAAAGGAGACCACUGGAGUCCGUGUUCCGUACAUGCGAGUUAUAGGGAUACAAAUAGAUGGCGAAGGAGCAACGAGUAAUAACGCGCUCAGGAAAACUUGCAAUAUUGUUACCGCAGAAGAAGAAGAUUUGUUUAGAAGGAUGGCCGCAUCACCGAACAUUUAUGAACGGUUAGCAAAAAGUAUUGCACCUUCCAUCUAUGGAAUGACAGACAUAAAGAAAGCUAUUACGUGUUUGUUAUUCGGAGGUUCACGAAAAAAACUGCCCGACGGCUUGAUACGACGUGGUGACAUUAACGUCUUACUUUUGGGCGAUCCUGGCACUGCAAAGUCUCAAUUACUGAAAUUUGUCGAACGCGUUUCGCCGAUUGGAGUUUACACGUCCGGCAAGGGAAGUUCCGCCGCCGGUUUAACAGCUUCCGUAAUGCGAGAUCCCAAUUCGCGUAACUUUGUAAUGGAAGGGGGCGCAAUGGUUCUUGCUGAUGGUGGCGUUGUGUGUAUUGAUGAGUUUGAUAAAAUGAGGGAAGACGAUAGAGUUGCCAUUCAUGAGGCUAUGGAACAGCAAACGAUUUCCAUUGCCAAGGCUGGCAUUACAACUACCUUAAAUUCGCGAUGCUCGGUACUGGCUGCUGCAAACAGUAUCUUUGGAAGAUGGGAUGAAACAAAGGGUGAAGAAAAUAUUGAUUUUAUGCCUACUAUUUUAUCCCGUUUUGACAUGAUCUUCAUUGUCAAGGAUGAGCACAACCGAGAAAGAGACAUGAUACUCGCCAAACAUAUUAUGAACGUUCACCUAAAUGCCGACCAAUUUGACCAAGAACCGCGAGGAGAGGAAUUAUCGUUAGAAUUGAUCAAGAAGUAUAUUAAGUUUUGCCGCAGCCGUUGUGGCCCGCGCCUAAGCGAAGACGCAGCGGCCCAAUUACAAAGAAGUUACGUUAAGAUGCGUUCGGGCGCUAGUCAGCACGAACGUGAAAUUGAAAAAAAAAACGUUAUCCCAAUUACGGUCCGACAGUUGGAAGCCAUCAUUCGUAUGUCGGAGAGUUUGGCUAAAAUGCAGUUAUUGCCUUUCGCAACUAAAUCUCACGUAGAUGAGGCACUACGCUUGUUUCAGGUAUCCACUUUAGACGCGGCUAUGAGUGGAAGUCUUAUAGGAGCGGAAGGAUUUACAAGUGAGCACGAACAUGAGAUGCUAGUGCGCAUUGAGAAACAAUUAAAAAAGAGAUUUGCCAUCGGUACACAGGUAACCCAAGAGGCAGUAAUACAAAGUUUUAUUCAACAACAAUAUCCGGAAAUGGCAAUUAGAAAAGUGAUUCAUGUUAUGAUUGGUAGAGGGCAACUUCAACAUCGAUGUCAGCGUAGAGUCUUAUAUCGUCUGAGUUAAAACUACCGUCAUCAUUGGAGGCUGUGCUUUCAACAAAUCACCAGUGAUUUUUUUUAAACAAUCAUAUUUUAUAAGUGUACUUGGAUAUUUGUGAUUGUGUUGUUCAUAUUUCAAUCAAUAUGUACAUUAUUUUUUUAUGAAGAGUAAUAGAGAAUUAAGAAAAUCAAUCCCUAGUAUCUACUGGUUGUAUGGUCUAUUUUUAUAAAAUAAUAGAAA
Messenger RNA from Photinus pyralis (common eastern firefly), 2576 nucleotides. RefSeq names its product DNA replication licensing factor Mcm5-like. NCBI's taxonomy places the organism in Eukaryota, Metazoa, Arthropoda, Insecta, Coleoptera, Lampyridae. The transcript has 11 exons. Gene Ontology annotation, biological process: double-strand break repair via break-induced replication; DNA replication; DNA replication initiation. Gene Ontology annotation, cellular component: MCM complex; nucleus. The coding region runs from base 150 to 2360 and encodes 736 amino acids. The record is from RefSeq and is a predicted model, not a curated record. Gene Ontology annotation, molecular function: ATP binding; 3'-5' DNA helicase activity; DNA replication origin binding.